Molecule: messenger RNA, 326 nt
Organism: Hipposideros armiger (great roundleaf bat)
Lineage: Eukaryota; Metazoa; Chordata; Mammalia; Chiroptera; Hipposideridae
Product: pendrin-like
Exons: 3
Biological process (GO): transmembrane transport
Cellular component (GO): membrane
Source: RefSeq, a predicted model, not a curated record
CCAGCUGUCUCCACAGAGAAUUCAUUGGAUAUCUAAUCAAACCAGAGAAUAGUUCCUACCCCCUCAGCCUCUCUCCUAACUAUUUAUGGACCUUAGGAGAGAUUUUUUGCCAGCCAAGAUUGCUGGCAUCCUCUCGGCUGGGAUUGUGAUGAUCGCCAUUGUUGCCUUGGGGAAGCUGCUGGAACCCUUGCAGAAGUCGGUCUUGGCAGCUGUUGUAAUUGCCAACCUGAAAGGGAUGUUUAUGCAGGUGUGUGACGUGCCUCGUCUGUGGAGGCAGAAUAAGAUUGAUGCUGUAAGUCACCCAUUUUUCUCUGAAAUGAGAUUUG